Metarhizium robertsii ARSEF 23 is the source of this 753-nucleotide messenger RNA. Its product is annotated as nacht nucleoside triphosphatase. The record is from RefSeq and is a predicted model, not a curated record. Lineage: Eukaryota; Fungi; Ascomycota; Sordariomycetes; Hypocreales; Clavicipitaceae. The coding region runs from base 1 to 753 and encodes 250 amino acids. The transcript has a single exon.
AUGAAGUUUGCACGAAAGGCGCCCAUCUUUGCGGUGAUGCUGUCGACGCAGUUACUCCAUCAAGCCAAGUUGGCCUUGGCCGGCAUGGCAUGCUUCUCCGCCUGCUCAGUCGCCUGCUGCGAAUGCGCCGGGGGUCCUGCCGCGUUUGCCGGUCCAUUAGGCAUUGCAGUCGGCGUCACAGGGUGCGCUGGCGUAUGCAUGGUCGCUUGUGCCACGCUUGUAUGGGUUCCGCCGGCCUGCUUUUCCAACGACACGACCAUUGCCAUGUACGCACCCGACGGAACAAGGCUGGGAAAACCCAUCUCUGCUGUCCGUCACGGUGAUUCCGUACUCACAUUGGCAGAAGGUCGGCUUGUCCCAACCCGCGUUAUUCGAAAUGUCCGGUCGAGUGGAAGCUUUGACUUUUUUGAGUUCGAGGUUCGGUCUCAUUAUACCAUCACCACAUUGAAGGUUACCUCUCAACAUGGCAUGCUCCUCGUCGACCCGCUGGGAGAGAUACGCUUCGCUUUGCCCGCCGAUGUCAGAAUCGGAGACGAGAUGCAGUCUAGCGACGGCUCCGCAUGGAAGGUGUCCCGUAUCGGUCAUUUCGUGGGUGUUGACAAGUUCACGCUGGAGACGACAGAAGGCAGCGUGCUCGCGUCUGGUCUACUGGUAUCGACCAUAUGCGAAGAAGAAAUUAACCCCGGAACUAGGAUGGACGACAUCAUGCCUGGAUGGAAGGCCAAACAUCAGUAUGCUGUUCGUUCAUAUUGA